This is a messenger RNA of Oryza brachyantha (malo sina), 2799 nucleotides long. Its product is annotated as pentatricopeptide repeat-containing protein At5g02860. The coding region runs from base 72 to 2456 and encodes 794 amino acids. The transcript has a single exon. Lineage: Eukaryota; Viridiplantae; Streptophyta; Magnoliopsida; Poales; Poaceae. Gene Ontology annotation, molecular function: protein binding. The record is from RefSeq and is a predicted model, not a curated record.
AACUCCUCUUCACCACGGCGGUGCCACCUCGCCGGCGGCCAUAACCCCUAAACCCCCAGCCCCCACCCGCCAUGGCCGAUACGCUCGCCUUGCCGCUCCCUCUCCGCGCGCCCGCCCCGCCGGCUCAGCGCGUCCAGCACCGCCAGGCCCCCGCGGACCACUCCUCCCCUCCCCGCUUCUUCUCCCCCACCUCCCUCCUCUCGUCCUCCCACCCCGUGCCGUCUUCCUCCUCCCGCAAGCCUCGCCUCGGACGGCGUCUCGAUCCCGCCCGCCGGGGCGGGGGUGGAGGAGGAGGCCAGCCGUGGCACCUCCCGCCGUCACUCUCCCUCCCCGCGCGCCGCGCGCUCCUCGCCCUCCUCGACGACCCUGGUCGCUCCUCCCCGCGCGACCUCCUGGCCGGGCUCCCCGCGUCCGAUCUUGCCGCGGUGCUAAGCGCCCUCGGCUCCCGCGGCCAGCCCGGCGCCGCGCUCGCUGCCCUCCACGCCGCGCGCGAGGUCCACGGUGAGAGCUUCCUCCACCACCCGCGCCUUCUCCCCACCGCCAUCCGAGUCCUCGCGCGCGCGGGGCGCCUCGCUGAGGCCUCCGCGCUCCUCGACGCCGCACCGGGCCCCGACGCGAGCGCGUACACGGCCCUCGUGUCUGCGUUCUCCCGGGCCGGCCGUUUCCGGGACGCGGUCGCCGUGUUCAGCCGCAUGGUGGACAACGGAGUCCAGCCCGCCCUCGUCACCUACAAUGUCGUGCUCCAUGUGUACUCCAAGAUGGCCGUUCCAUGGAAGGAGGUGAUGGGGCUUGUUGCCUCUAUGAAGGAAAACGGCGUUGCGCCGGAUAGGUAUACAUAUAACACGCUCAUUAGCUGUUGCCGUCGUAGGGCGCUUUACAAGGACGCAGCAAAGGUGUUCGAUGAAAUGAAGGCUUCUGGGUUCGAACCUGAUAAGGUCACAUUCAAUUCGCUGCUUGAUGUAUAUGGCAAGGCACGAAAGCAUGAUGAAGCAAUUGAGGUGAUCCAGGAGAUGGAGCAUGCAGGCUGCCCACCCAGUGUGGUGACCUACAACUCGCUCAUUUCAUCGUAUGUGAAAGAUGGAUUGUUGGAACAGGCGGUUGCGCUUAAGCAGGAGAUGGAGGUGAAGGGGAUCAAGCCAGAUGUGGUGACAUACACGACGCUGAUUUCUGGCCUUGACAGAGCUGGCAAAAUUGAUGCAGCGAUUGUGGCUUAUGAUGAAAUGGUUAGGAAUGGAUGCAAGCCAAACUUGUGCACAUACAAUGCAUUGAUCAAGAUGCAUGGGGUUAGGGGCAAGUUCACAGAGAUGAUGGCUGUGUUUGAUGAGCUCAGGACUGCUGGUUUUGUGCCAGAUAUUGUGACCUGGAACACUCUCUUAGCUGUGUUUGGGCAGAAUGGUUUGGAUUCUGAAGUGUCUGGUGUGUUCAAAGAGAUGAAGAAAGCUGGUUACAUCCCUGAGAGGGAUACAUAUGUUUCACUCAUUAGUUCGUAUAGUCGAUGUGGUUUAUUUGACUUAGCAAUGCAGAUAUACAAGAGGAUGAUGGAAGCCGGUAUAUAUCCUGAUAUCUCAACUUAUAAUGCUGUUCUAUCUGCCCUGGCUCGUGGUGGGCGUUGGGAGCAAGCAGAAAAGUUGUUUGCUGAGAUGGAGGAGAGAGAUUGUAAGCCAGAUGAGUUUAGUUAUUCUUCACUGCUUCAUGCGUAUGCAAAUGCAAAGAGGUUAGACAAAAUAAAAGCUAUAUCAGAUGAUAUAUAUUCAGAGAGAGUACAACCACACAAUUGGGUGGUGAAAACAUUGGUCUUGGUUAACAGCAAAGUUAACAAUUUAGCUGAGGCGGAAAAGGCACUCCUGGAAUUGAGACGGAACCAAUGUUCAUUGGAUAUUAAUGUUCUUAAUGCCAUGGUUUCCAUAUAUGGAAAAAACAGGAUGGUCAAGAAGGUGGAGGAGAUUCUUUCACUGAUGAAGGAAAGUGCUAUCAACCUCAGCGCUGCAACCUACAAUAGCUUGAUGCAUAUGUAUUCUCGUUUAGGCGAUUGUGAGAAGUGUGAAAGUGUUAUGACUGAGAUCAAGACAAGUGGUGUGCGCCCCGAUAGAUAUUCUUAUAACACUGUGAUCUAUGCAUAUGGAAGAAAAGGACAGAUGAAAGACGCCUCAAGAUUGUUCUCUGAGAUGAAAUGUUCAGGUCUGAAACCAGAUGUUGUAACAUACAAUAUUUUUGUCAAGAGUUAUGUCUCCAACUCAAUGUUUGAAGAAGCUAUUGACUUAGUACGCUAUAUGGUUACUCAAGGUUGCAAGCCUAACGAGAGAACUUACAAUACAAUACUGCAGGGCUAUUGUACGAAUGGAAGGCUAGUAGAUGCCAAACGAUUUGUCAGCAACCUUCCUCAGCUUCAUCCUGGAAUUUCUAAACAAGAACAACAAAAACUGUUUGAAGUUUUAGCAAAGCACACUCGAAGAUAGUUGAUAAAUAGAUGACAUUUGUAUUCUUGAGCACUAGUACUAGAUAAAACUACUUUCUUGGUUGUCAUCAGUGUCUAUUUCAAAGUAUAAACAUACAGAUUACAUGCUUUCUGAAUAAUAGAAAGAGAGAACUGACAUAUACUUAGUUUCUCUGCACAAUUUGCUGAGUCAGCCGCCAUGUUUUAGUUAUGGUGCCCUUAGCAUUUUGAAUCUGAUCUGGGAAGUUUUGCCUUUAAACAAUCUAUUACAUGUGUAUAUUUCUUUUCAGAUGUUUGUACAUGAUACUACCUGAUAUUAUUAAAGUUAUGGUUCAAGUAUAUUGUACCAUUUGGUGCUCAGCUUC